AUGGACGGCAGAGCCCCGAGCGCGCAGGACGCCCCGGCGGCGCCCACGCCGCCCGCCGCCCCUGCAGGGAGAAAACCAAAAGCCAAGGCUCCACUUCCUCCAGCUGAGACCAAAUGUGUUGAUGUCUCUUCAGUCGAUGAUUCUGUAGAAUCUGCUGCUUUCAUCAUGGAACAGAAAGAAAACAUGAUAGAUAAAGACAUUGAACUCUCAGUAGUUCUACCUGGGGAUAUUAUCAAAUCUACCACUGUUCAUGGCAGUAAACCUAUGAUGGACUUGCUGAUAUUCCUCUGUGCACAGUAUCACUUAAAUCCAUCAAGUUACACAAUUGAUUUGCUGUCAGCUGAAAAGAACCAUGUUAAAUUUAAACCAAACACACCAAUUGGAAUGUUGGAGGUAGAAAAGGUAAUUUUAAAGCCAAAAACUUUGGAUAAGAAAAAACCGACACCUAUAAUACCAGAGAAAACUGUGAGAGUAGUGAUCAAUUUUAAGAAAACACAGAAGACCAUAGUGAGGGUUAGUCCAUAUGCAUCGCUUCAAGAACUUGCCCCUAUUAUAUGCAGCAAAUGUGAGUUUGAUCCAUUACAUACGCUGUUGUUGAAAGAUUAUCAAUCUCAGGAGCCUCUCGACUUGACAAAAUCUCUUAAUGAUCUGGGACUAAGAGAAUUAUAUGCCAUGGAUGUCAGCAGAGCCACUUCUGUUACUGCCUCCAAUAAGUCAUCUUUACAAGAGUCCUGCCAAAUAUCACAAAACCUAGACAUUAUGAAGGAGAAAGAAAACAAAGGGUUUUUCAGCUUUUUUCAACGCAGUAAGAAAAAGCGGGAGCAAACUGUAAGUGCCCCUGCAACCCCUCUAAUAAACAAGCACCGCCCAACUUUCAUGCGGUCGAAUACCAUUUCCAAACCGUAUGUUUCAAACACCUUGCCGUCGGAUGCACCCAAGAAGAGGCGGGCUCCGUUGCCUCCCAUGCCGGCAUCUCAGAGUGCUCCUCAGGACCUCGCUCUCAUCCAGGAGAGGCCAGCUUCCUGUGUAAUGAAAUCCAUGAGUGUGGAUGAAACAGCCAAGAGUCCGUGUGAAGCAGGCAUAGUGAGGACAGGCUCGCUGCAGCUCAGUAGCUCAUCCGUAGGGAAUUCAUCUUUGAGAAGGACUAAGCGAAAAGCACCUUCCCCACCCUCCAAAAUACCCCUGCAUCAAAGUGAUGAAAAUAGUCAUGUGACUGCCCUACAGUCAGUGGAUGGAGCUUCUCCAGACAGUGUUUUGGAAGCAAACUCUCCUCAGGGGACAUCCAGCCCAGAUUCCACUUCUUUGGCAGAAGCCACCCUUGGCGCUGGGCUCCCCAGUCAUGAGCAGUGCACUGUUCCCAAACUGAUGGAUGAAACCUCUCUCUCUGAGUGUCCUGGAACACCUGAGGCAGCCGUGACAUCAUUGACAUCUGGAAUAAGCUCUGAUUAUAGCCUGGAAGAGAUAGAUGAAAAGGAAGAACUGAAUGAAGUGCCUAAAGAUGAGGCUGAAAAGAUUUCUUUGAAGUCACAAGAUAUUCCUUUUAUAUCUACUAAUAUAAUAAAUACACUGAAAAAUGAUCCUGCCUCAGCCCUUGGCAAUGAUAGAAGAGAGUCCUCACAAAACUCCCAGGAAGAAAAACAAGAAACUAGCAACACAGAUGGACAAGGACCACACAAUGUAGUAUAUGAUACAAUCAAUGAAGAGAUGGUAGUUGACAGUGUAAGAAACUUGAAGUCUUUGGGCCCAAGCCAAGAGAAUGUUCAAAAUGAAAUAAUUGCCUUUCCAGUGAACACAGAAGAUAUGAAAAAUGGAGUGCAGAAAACAGAAACCAAUGUAGGAGGUGUUGCCAAAAAUAAUGAUGUGGACUUGGAAGUGGACAAACAGUCAAACUGUGAGGCACAUAAAAUUGAUACUACUAUAUGUUACAAGGAAAAUCAUCUAGUAGCUUCAUCAGUACGAGAUCAAAAACUGAAUCAACCCAGUGAAGAAAAGACAAAAAUGCAAGAUGCAGCAAUUCAGACAACCCCUUCCUGUAACAAUUUUGACAGGAAUCACAAAGAUCAUAAUUUGUCUGACUUUAAAGUUGAUGAAAGUGUGCAAACUUCAAAUAACAACAAAUCAACUCAGCAUUCAUCCUUCAUUCCACAAGAUUUUGUAGAUAACUCAAGAGAAUUCAGGAGUCAGGGCACCCUAAUUGUACAUUCAGAAGAUCAGCUUACUGUAAAAGAUCCAAUUUGUGCCCGUGGUAAUGAUGAUCUUUUGCUUCCUGUAGAUGGGAUUGAUAAAAAUUCAACUGCUUCUUAUCUAAAGAAUUAUCCACUUUACAAACAGGACUACAAUCCCAAGCCAAAACCUUCAAAUGAAAUUACAAGAGAAUAUAUACCUAAAAUUGGAAUGACUACUUAUAAAAUAGUGCCUCCCAAGUCCCUAGAAAUAUUGAAAGACUGGGAAUCAGAAUUCAUAGGGUAUAAAGAUGAUCAGGAGAUACUGACUUUAGGAAAAACACAUACUCAUGAGAAUGUGAGAGAAACUGCCAUCCAGACAGAAGACCUUGUGAUUUCUGAAGUCCCAAAGGAACCGCUGCCAGACCCUAAACCCAAGGCUACCUUGAGAACAGAGCCUCAAGUGCGCAGUGCUGUGAGCUCACCUGAUGGUACCAUGGCUAAUCCUCUGACACCUAUUCCCAGAAUGACUAGAGACACUGGCACAGCUCCUUUUGCACCAAAUUUGGAGGAUAUAAAUAAUAUUUUGGAGUCAAAAUUUAAAUCUCGGGUUUCAAAUCCCCAGGCCAAACCAAGUUCUUUUUUCUUGCAGAUGCAGAAGAGAGUAUCAGGUCACUAUGUGACAUCUGCAGCUGCCAAGAGUGUCCAUGCUGCCCCUAAUCCUUCUCCAAAAGAACUAACAAAUAAAGAGGUGGAAAGGGACAUGCUGCCUCCUCCAGAGCAGACUCUUUCUCCCUUAAGCAAAACAACUCACUCUGCUCCACAAUUCCAUAUUAAAAAAACUGAUGAUGACAUCAUCAGUCACAAGCCUGCUGAAACCUCUCCUCCUCCCAUACCUCCAAAACCUGUGCCUCUUCCCACUGCUCAGGUAGCAGCACUAAAUCUGAAGACUUUGAGAACUUUUGGUGCCCCGCGACCGUAUUCAACUUCUGCUCCUUCACCAUUUGCUCUUGCUGUAGUAAAAAGGUCACAGUCUUUCAGUAAAACGCGUACUGAGUCAUCCAGUGAGGGUGCAUGUGCCCAGCCUCCACCUGACACAGAGGAAGGGAAGACUUGGUCUGUAAAUAAAUCUGUGGACAUCCCACAACUUGGUGUGAUUGAUAAGGAAAAUAACUCUGCACAUAGUGCACAGAAUUCCCAAACACAGAUUCCAACUGACUGCCCAUCGUUCACCCUUAAGAGACAAAGUUCUUUAACAUUCCAAAGCUCUGACCCAGAACAGAUCCGACAAAGUUUGCUGACUGCAAUCCGCUCUGGAGAGGCUGCUGCCAAAUUGAAAAGGGAUCACUGGGAGGAGAACUUCAAGUUAACAUAUACCAUCAACACAAAAUUUAUAAAAUUCAUUGCUUUGUGGAAUCCACUUAAUUUUCUACAUGCUUCAAGGUUACUGUUCCAUCAAAUACAAUAUCUGUGAGUGGGAGGUCGAGACUCAGCCAUUCCAUGUACCCUGAUGCCCGGGACAGCCGUUAAAUGUUUCCCUGCCAUAUUGCACUUUCCCACUUCUACUUCACAGAUCAACCUCAUACUAAUGGAGAAUUUUGUCAAAUGUAUAUUCAGAUGUACACUAAUAUAUUACUAUUAAAGUAUAAAAAUGGUGUUAUGGCUUUUAAUGCCAAAAGAAG
Messenger RNA from Cynocephalus volans (Philippine flying lemur), 3844 nucleotides. It is a transcript of the gene COBLL1, whose product is annotated as cordon-bleu WH2 repeat protein like 1. Gene Ontology annotation, molecular function: actin monomer binding. Bases 1 to 3636 code for a protein of 1211 amino acids. The transcript is spliced from 16 exons. Lineage: Eukaryota; Metazoa; Chordata; Mammalia; Dermoptera; Cynocephalidae. The record is from RefSeq and is a predicted model, not a curated record.